GGCGCAUGUUGAUAUGACAAAUUGACAGCUGUGUUUUGUCCCGUACGUUAGCUGUGAUGUUUAUUUUACAUCUCCAGGCAGAUAACAACAAUAUAUAACCAUGACGAGGCCGUUCGGUAAUAACGACAAGCGCUUUUCAAUCGACGAUGCAUUUGAAGAGGAAACCGAUGAAGCCAUUAAAGUAUACGGUGCUACAGGAGACAGAUCGCCUUUACAGAACAAAUACAAGAAUGGAAAUGAAUAUUUGGCCAGCACCAAAACCUACAAAUGCACAGAGGACACGACGUCGAGAGACUCCGACUCCCUGAUCCACGAGUACGUGGAGGCGACGCAGUCCAUGUACUGCUGGAACCACCCGAAGGUCAGGGAGAACUGGAAGACGGUGUGUGCAGCCGUCGUGCUGCUGCUAGUCGGAGUGGGGCUCCUCGGCAUGGGAGCCUUCGCUGUCGCUGAGCCAGAGAACGGCCUCCAAGGUGCAGUAUUCUUUGUAGCUGGUAUGAUCUGCUUCGUGCCCGGGGCCUACCACGUCGUGUACAUCUGGCUCGCCGCCCGAGGACAGAGAGGCUACGACUUCUACCACCUCCCGUUGUUUACCUGAUUUAUUUUACCUCUUAAGUUUGUGUAAGCUUGUAAAAUGAGUGUAAAUUAAUACGAGGAGUCGGAAUAUCAUGUCUGGAGAUGUUUGUUUUGCGGUUUGUUUUGUUUUGCUCUCUAAAGAAGUUAAAUCGAUCCGAUGUAGGUAUUGUAGAUAAAUGAACAAAAACAAGAAUAAUAAGGGUAAGUUUUAUAACAUUUAUAGCUUCUCUUGUUGAAGAAAAAAUAAGAAAAAAAUAUCCAUUUCGAAAGAUGCUUCUCCUAUAAACGUUAUGAUAAUAAUGUUGAAUGAAUUCGAAGAACUAUUUAUUAAAAACUAAAUUUAAAUUGUGUUAGUACGUUACGUAGAUCGUCCUCCUAAAUAAAUUAUAAUGAAAUUGAAUAC
Molecule: messenger RNA, 979 nt
Organism: Spodoptera exigua (beet armyworm)
Lineage: Eukaryota; Metazoa; Arthropoda; Insecta; Lepidoptera; Noctuidae
Source: the annotation of a GenBank genome assembly